Molecule: messenger RNA, 207 nt
Organism: Helobdella robusta
Lineage: Eukaryota; Metazoa; Annelida; Clitellata; Rhynchobdellida; Glossiphoniidae
Exons: 2
Biological process (GO): negative regulation of transcription by RNA polymerase II; cell differentiation; positive regulation of transcription by RNA polymerase II
Molecular function (GO): zinc ion binding; nuclear receptor activity; RNA polymerase II cis-regulatory region sequence-specific DNA binding
Source: RefSeq, a predicted model, not a curated record
UGUCGAAUCUGCGGUGAGAAAGCUUCGGGGUUCCAUUAUGGAGCCAACACGUGUGAGGCCUGUAAGGGCUUUUUCCGACGAAGUUUACAACGCAAGGAGAGUUACAGGUGCUUCGGAAGUGGGGAUUGCACCAUCCAACCGGGCAAGAGGAGCGCCUGUGCUGCCUGCCGCUACAAGAAGUGCCUGGCCCUCGGCAUGUCGAAAGAC